Molecule: messenger RNA, 3271 nt
Organism: Coturnix japonica (Japanese quail)
Lineage: Eukaryota; Metazoa; Chordata; Aves; Galliformes; Phasianidae
Gene: RAP2C
Product: RAP2C, member of RAS oncogene family
Biological process (GO): Rap protein signal transduction
Cellular component (GO): membrane
Molecular function (GO): GTP binding; GTPase activity
Source: RefSeq, a predicted model, not a curated record
AGCGUAAUCCUUCCGGGCGGGGCCGGGCGCUGCCGGGGCCGGGGCUAUGCGAGGGCCGCGCUGCCGCCUGCCCUAGGCCCGGGCCCGGCGCGGGGGGAAGCGUCGAUCGGGGCCCGAUGCGGGAGUACAAGGUGGUGGUGCUGGGCAGCGGGGGGGUGGGGAAGUCCGCCCUCACGGUGCAGUUCGUCACCGGCACGUUCAUCGAGAAGUACGACCCCACCAUCGAGGACUUCUACCGCAAAGAGAUCGAGGUGGACUCGUCGCCGUCCGUGCUGGAGAUCCUGGACACGGCGGGCACCGAGCAGUUCGCCUCCAUGCGGGACCUCUACAUCAAGAACGGGCAGGGCUUCAUCCUGGUCUACAGCCUGGUCAACCAGCAGAGCUUCCAGGACAUCAAGCCAAUGAGGGACCAGAUUGUCCGGGUGAAGAGAUACGAGAAAGUCCCUCUGAUCCUAGUGGGGAAUAAAGUGGAUCUGGAGUCGGAGAGAGAGGUCUUGUCUGCAGAAGGCAGAGCUCUGGCUCAGGAAUGGGGCUGUCCCUUCAUGGAGACGUCAGCCAAGAGCAAAACGAUGGUGGAUGAACUGUUUGCUGAGAUCGUCAGGCAAAUGAACUAUGCCUCCCUGCCUGAAAAACAAGAUCAGUGUUGUACAACUUGCAUCGUCCAGUGAGAGAAGUUAAGGAAAACCUCAGUCAUGGCCAUACAGAGCAGAUAAAACUCAGAGGAAACUUGCACAGAUGCUGCUUUGGAGAACUUUCAGCCCAGGUUGCAGAGCUGAGCCUUGGUAAACCUGUCUCUAUUACAGCACAUUGCCAUACAUCUAAGUGCAUAAGGUUGGUGGCCUCCAGGAUCCACACACCUUAAUCAGAAUGCUUAGCAUGUUUACCAUAAGUUUAAAAUCUGUUCUUUAUCUAUCAGUCCUUUUAUAGCUUUCUAAGUUCAUAUAAUGGCUAAUAUGCAAGAGUUCAUUUUUAAUAUUUUAAUUGAUUUCUUUAAUCAAUUUCUGAACUUGUAUUUAUUAAAUACUUAAACUCAGUAUUACCUACUCAAUGCCUUUUAAAAGAGAGUUUUAAUGGAGAAUAAAUUGAGCCUUAAACAAAUGGUUACUUCUGUAUAUUACCUCGCAUCAGUGCUUAUUUCUCUUUGCAAAGUUUUCUCCUCCGAUGCAGUCUGUGAUUCUUUGAGACUUUUUGUUUACGUGUGACAGUGUCAUGAAUAGAUGCUGAAGGCACCUCUGUAUGGAUGUAAUAUCCCUAUUCCUGGCAAGUGCAGCUGUGAUAACUGUAACCAGUCUGAUUUGACAGCAGGGAUCUGUUGCAAUGGGCUGUGAAGUCUCCAGCUGAUGUUUUUUUUUGGAGGGCAAUCGUGGGUUUCUUAAACUCAUUUAAUCAACGAAUGACAAUUGUAGCAUUGAAAAAUGGCAGCGCUCUUUUCUGUCUACUGAGUUUCUCAACUUGCUUGUUUACAUGUAGCUUCUCUAUGCCUUUGGGAAGGGAUAAUGCAUCCUUCAGAAUGGGCCUCGGCUUAGCCUGGCACAGCAAGUGACAUCUGGUAGACCUCUGCACAUGUAAAUCUAAUGCAAAUAAGAUCACUUUACAUUUUAUAGUUCCUAAUAUUUGUCUUUCUGAAUAAUGUUUGAAAGCAAUAUUUGUUAAAAGUUUUUUUUUUUUUUCUUGCACUGUCACAAAUUGCUUUUUAGGUUUGUUUUUGGUUUUUAUUUUGUUUUUCCCGACAAACGAGUUUAAUAUUAGAGACAAGUUGGUGUAACAAGGGGAAAAGCACCAGGUUUCAGUGAUACUAACUGCGAGUGUGCUUUAAACAGCCAUUGCCUUCCAUAUUGUUUACCUGAUCGACAUUUUUCUCUGAAUACUUGAAAAUCUUAACAAUAACACAGGUAUAAAGAGCAGAAUGGAAACGUACAAAGGGCAGAUGAAAUGGUUUUGUUCAGUUCUAGCGACGCGUUUGCGUACACGAGAGCUUUUUCUAGCAGUGGUUUCAAGCGUGUGAUUUAUUUUUCUUUGCGGAAGUUGAAUAACUGCAGCUCACCUACUGCACCAAAGGUCUAGGUCUUUAGGAGCCCGGCUUUAGUCAUUUGAACAUGCUUCUAGGAUUGUACGUUCUUUCCCUGUAAUAGCUAAAAUACCUUUGAGAAAAGCUCCAGUAAAAGCAGUGAUGGAUAAUAUGAGGUUAAGCAGUUUCAAACUCACCGAAUGUAUUGUGGAUGAUGGCAUUUGAAACAAUAAAGGAUCACCAGUUCAGUAUCUCAACAUUAAUGUGUUUUAUUGGUAAUAACGCAGGCUGGCUUCAGCGUUUAGCAGGGAUACAGGUUCUGAGUCUACGUUCAGCUUUGAAUUUGAAUCCUGAUGAGAAGAGCAGAGCAGGUUUCCUGCUUGGCUAUCAGAACACCCGAUAUUGUCUUGUGGGGUCACUUGAAAUGUAUUAUUAUUAUUAUUAUUAUUAUUAUUAUUAUUAUUUUUCCCCUGUUUGUACAAAUUUAUCAACAGGCUGAGUCUGAUAUUUAGGUUUGCACUUUAAUAUCAAAGUAAAACCAAACCUUGUACUCAGAGUAGGGUUUUUCUUUCAGUGGUGGUUGUUGAUCUUUUCUGGUAGGUUGUAAGGAAGUAAUUAGGACAUACAAGUAAUUGACGAAGAGCUUAGUUUUCCUUUGUCUAAAGGGGGGAGAAGGUCGGUGGAUAGGAAUCGGUGCUUCGUUCCUAUGGGUAGUUAUCAACGCUGUGUUCAUUUUCAUUGUCCUCAGCCAAAAAAUAAGAAAAAAAAAAGGAAAAAAAAAAAAAAAAAAAGAGAAACCUUCAACUUGAACCUUGCUUAGAGUGACAGGAGGGGGAGAACGAGACAUGGUUGCUUCAGCACACUUUGGGGGGAAAAAGGGACCAAAAGUUAUUUUAGGCUUCCUCAAUUAGAUUGCAUGUUGAAGUUGCUUAUUAGAGUUAAGAGGCUAAUAAAUGAAAUAUGUAUCGUCUUUCCUAUGGCAUCUGUUUAGGAGUUGUUCAAAUCACUGCAGUAGGGCUCUACAAAUACAAAUGUAACCUAACAUCACGUAUCUAAUGUACUGUAUCUUUAUCAGUGAUAGGUGAAAUCUGGAAUAACAAGUGCAAAAAAACAAAAAGCCACCCGAACCCAUGGAACAAUUCCCUAUAAUGCUUUGUAAAAGAGUUUUUUCCAGUAGAAACCAUCCUUGUCAUUUUGUAAGACAACCCUCCAGUCCACCUGUUUGUAACUUUUUUUAAUAAAAUAGAUACCUGUAUUACCAAA